AUGGAUUCGAGUAGAUUUCAAGACACCGUUAUAUUGUGCAAUCAGCUAUUUCGGGAUUCAUUAUUUUCAUCUACGGUGGAUGAUCAAUCGUCGAGAAGCAGCGACGUCAAGGCCUUGUCCCAAGAAUCGGGUUUUAACCGCUUUACUACUGAGCAAUCACCGAGUUACCUUUUCCGAUCCAGAACAACAGAAAAGGGGUUAAAACUUAAAACCCGAUUUAUUAUUUUCAUUCGCAGACAAGGCAAGGGUUUUAGUGAUGAUGGAGGCGAUGAUGAAACCCCACCUCUCGCUAUUCAAAUCGAUGAAUCAGCAAAUUCGAGCUUAGCAACUCCCAAACCAAGUGAAGAAGAUUCAGUUGGUGUUACUGUAAUCACUGGUUAUCUAGGUGCUGGAAAAUCCACUUUGGUGAAUUACAUAUUGAACGCGAAACAUGGGAAAAAGAUAGCUGUGAUAUUGAAUGAGUUUGGAGAAGAGAUUGGGGUUGAAAGAGCAAUGAUUAAUGAGGGUGAUGGUGAUGGUGAUGGUGGAGCAAUUGUUGAAGAAUGGGUUGAGUUAGCAAAUGGAUGUGUUUGUUGUACUGUCAAACAUAGUUUGGUACAAGCAUUAGAGCAACUCAUUGAGAGGAAAGAUAGACUUGAUCAUAUACUACUAGAGACCACAGGGUUGGCCAAUCCAGCCCCUCUCGCAUCUAUUCUCUGGUUGGACGACCAGCUAGAAUCAGCUGUUAAACUUGAUUCCAUUAUCACUGUUGUUGAUGCAAGAAACCUCCGGGUUCAGCUUAGUGAGCAUCGUGAUUCGUCUUCAUUCCCUGAGGCAUUUCUUCAAAUAGCAUUUGCAGAUGUGAUAAUUCUAAACAAGGUGGAUUUGGUUUCUAACGAGGCCUCUGGACUGGUGGCUUCACGUGUUAUAGAGGAACUGGAAAAAGAGAUUCGUAACAUAAAUUCUCUUGCUGAGAUAAUCCACUCUGUUAAGUGCGAAGUUAACUUAUCUAAGAUAUUGGACCGCAAGGCCUAUGAUGCUACGCAACUUGCUCACUUGGAAACACUGCUAAAAGAAACCGAAUCGUUAUCAACCAGUAAUAUCCAUGACAGUAACGUGCGAACACUGUGUAUUACCGAGCACCGACAGGUUGAUCUUGACAAGGUCCGGUUAUGGCUUGAGGAGAUUCUUUGGGAAAAGAAAUACAAUAUGGAUGUCUAUCGCUGCAAAGGGGUUUUAGAUGUACAAAACUCAGAUCAACUUCAUACCAUACAGGCUGUGAGGGAGAUAUAUGAGAUUGUUCCAGCUCGCAGAUGGCAGGAAAAAGAGGAACGGGUGGUCAAGAUAGUCUUUAUAGGUCGAAAUCUGGAUGAGGUUAUUCUUAGAGACUCCUUCAGAACUUGCACUUUGCCGUAAUUGUAAGAUAUAAGUUUGAUCAUUUCUCGGUUAAUUGUUGAAUGUUGUAGAACUAAGUUCUUGAUUUCACAGUGUGAUUAACUAUUGAUGGUCAAGUCACUGUCGUAUUUAUAAGAAUUAUUAUAACUAUUCUGGGGAAUUUUGUUCCUUGAGAAUUUAUCAAUAAAAACUCCUCAUCCUGAAAAUUUAUUGAUAGAAUUAUAGCUGG
Messenger RNA from Papaver somniferum (opium poppy), 1603 nucleotides. Its product is annotated as COBW domain-containing protein 1-like. The transcript is spliced from 10 exons. The coding region runs from base 1 to 1395 and encodes 464 amino acids. Lineage: Eukaryota; Viridiplantae; Streptophyta; Magnoliopsida; Ranunculales; Papaveraceae. Gene Ontology annotation, cellular component: cytoplasm. The record is from RefSeq and is a predicted model, not a curated record.